Gastrolobium bilobum is the source of this 1395-nucleotide messenger RNA. Its product is annotated as zinc finger BED domain-containing protein RICESLEEPER 2-like. NCBI's taxonomy places the organism in Eukaryota, Viridiplantae, Streptophyta, Magnoliopsida, Fabales, Fabaceae. The record is from RefSeq and is a predicted model, not a curated record. The transcript is spliced from 6 exons. Gene Ontology annotation, molecular function: protein dimerization activity. The coding region runs from base 1 to 1395 and encodes 464 amino acids.
AUGAAUAAUUUUAGGAUUGCAUUGGUUGGUUCUAUUGAUGUUACACAUAUUCCUGCAAUGAUGAAGGGACAUGAUGUAAGCACUUAUCAUAAUCGUCAUGGAAAGAUUUCACAAAAUGUAUUAGCAGCUUGUAACUUUGAUUUGGAAUUCAUGUAUGUUCUUAGUGGAUGGGAGGGUUCAGCUCAUGAUUCCAGACUACUAACUGAUGCUUUAACAAGGAGGAAUAGACUUGAAGUGCCUCAAGAUUUCCAGGCACAAAACAAUAGAGUGAUUAGUGAAAAUGCUGAUUCUGAGUCCAUAAAUAGGACAUCGUCUGAAACUAAUGAGCCUCAAAGUCAAACCAUUCCAGUUCCAGUUUCAGAGAAGCCAAAAAAGGACAAACAAGGCUCAAAUGAUCUUGCUAUUGCUUACUUGAAAGCUAGAAUGGAGGAUUGGAAUGCACAUCCGUUGAAAGGUGAAUAUUUGCAUGUUAGAUGUUGUGCUCAUAUUUUAAAUCUUGUUGUCAAUGAUGGAUUGAAAGAGUUGCAUGCUUCAAUUACUAAAAUAAGAAAUGCUGUUAGAUUUGUGCGUGCUUCCCCUAGUCGUAUGGAUAGAUUCAAGACUUGUAUAAAAGAUUGUAGGAUACAAGAGGGUGGCAUAGUGCAAUUAGAUGUUCCUACUAGAUGGAACUCUACUUAUAUUAUGCUUGAAAGUGCAUUAAAGUUUCAGAAGGCAUUUAAAAGGUUAGGAGAGCGUGUUGCUGAAUAUGCAAUGAUGCAAGGUGGAAUUCCAAAUACUGAGGAUUGGGAUAAUGCUCGAGUUUUUGAGAAGCUUUAUGAAAGGGAGAAUGCAGAAUUUUUAAGUGUUAGAGUUAAGGAGACUUUAAACAAGAUGUUCCAUAGUUAUAAAGAUUUUCAUGGAAAUAAUCUUUCUAGAUUGUCCACCAAAGAUCAUGAGAUAGAAGACAUUGAUUUGGCAGCAUUUGAUAACUCUUCAUUUGCAAGUGAAUUUGAGAGGGACAUAACUGUGAGUGAGAGCUUGAAUAAAAAUGAGGUGGACCUGUAUCUCAUGGAACCACUAGAGAAAGGAACUCAAAAAUUUGAUAUCUUGAAUUGGUGGAAGGUGAAUUCUAGCAAAUAUCCUACUCUUGGUCUAGUAGCUAAAGAUGUAUUGGCUAUGCUAGUAUCUACAGUUGCUUCAGAAUCUGCAUUCAGCACUGGGGGUAGAGUUCUUAACAACUACAGGAGUAGUCUUACUCCAAAGACAGUUGAAGCAUUAAUUUGUGCACAAAAUUGGUUCCGGUCCACUCCUUUUUCCAAUGAUGUAGAAGAGCUUAUAGAAGAAUUUAUAAAGAUGAAGAUAGAUAUUUCUCCAAAUAUUGAAGUUGAUGAUGAUUCUGGUGAGGAUUCUGAUUAA